AUGGUUAACUUCACCAUUGAGGAGAUCCGUACUCUGAUGGACAGACGGGCUAACAUCCGUAACAUGUCCGUCAUUGCUCACGUCGAUCACGGAAAGUCCACCCUCUCCGACUCCCUGGUCCAGCGCGCCGGUAUUAUCUCCGCCGCUAAGGCCGGUGAGGCCCGUUUCAUGGACACGCGUCCCGAUGAGCAGGAUCGUUGCAUUACCAUCAAGUCCACUGCCAUCUCUCUCUACGCCAAGUUCCCCGAUCCCGAGGACCUGAAGGAGAUCCCCCAGGCCGUUGAUGGCUCCGAGUUCCUGAUCAACUUGAUCGAUUCCCCUGGUCACGUUGACUUCUCGUCCGAGGUCACUGCUGCCCUCCGUGUCACUGACGGUGCUCUUGUCGUCGUCGACUGUGUCUCCGGUGUCUGUGUCCAGACCGAGACUGUCCUGCGUCAGGCCCUGACCGAGCGCAUCAAGCCCGUUCUGUGUAUCAACAAGGUUGACCGUGCUCUUCUCGAGCUCCAGGUCUCCAAGGAGGAUCUCUACCAGUCCUUCUCCCGUACCAUCGAGUCCGUUAACGUCAUCAUCUCCACCUACUUCGACAAGGCUCUCGGUGACGUUCAGGUUUACCCCGACAGAGGUACUAUUGCCUUCGGUUCCGGUCUCCACGGCUGGUGCUUCACUGUCCGCCAGUUCGCCGUCAAGUACGCCAAGAAGUUCGGUGUUGACCGCAAGAAGAUGCUUGAGCGUCUGUGGGGCGACAACUACUUCAACCCCAAGACCAAGAAGUGGUCCAACAAGGGUGAGGCCGAUGGCAAGCCCCUUGAGCGUGCCUUCAACCAGUUCAUUCUGGACCCCAUCUUCAAGAUCUUCUCCGCUGUCAACCACAACAAGCGUGAUGAGAUUACCACUCUUCUUGAGAAGCUCGAGAUCACCCUCACUUCUGAGGAGAAGGACCUUGAGGGUAAGGCUCUCCUCAAGCUCGUCAUGCGCAAGUUCCUGCCCGCUGCCGAUGCCCUUCUGGAGAUGAUCUGUAUCCACCUGCCUUCCCCCGUCACUGCCCAGAAGUACCGUGCUGAGACUCUGUACGAGGGUCCCGCUGACGACACCGCCUACUGCGGUAUCCGUGACUGUGACCCCAAGGCUCCUCUCAUGCUGUACGUCUCCAAGAUGGUUCCCACCUCCGACAAGGGUCGUUUCUACGCCUUCGGUCGUGUCUACGCCGGUACCGUCAAGUCCGGUGUUAAGGUCCGCAUCCAGGGUCCUAACUACACCCCCGGAAAGAAGGAGGAUUUGUACAUCAAGGCUAUCCAGCGUACCAUUCUCAUGAUGGGUCGCUUCGUUGAGCCCAUUGAGGAUGUCCCCGCCGGUAACAUUGUCGGUCUGGUCGGUGUCGAUCAGUUCCUGCUCAAGUCUGGUACCCUGACCACCGAUGAGACUGCCCACAACAUGAAGGUCAUGAAGUUCUCCGUCUCCCCCGUUGUGCAGCGCUCCGUCGAGGUCAAGAACGCCCAGGAUCUGCCCAAGCUCGUUGAGGGUCUCAAGCGUCUGUCCAAGUCCGACCCCUGUGUUCUGACCAUGAUCAACGAGUCUGGUGAGCACGUCGUCGCUGGUGCUGGUGAGCUCCACCUCGAGAUUUGUCUUAAGGAUCUCGAGGAGGACCACGCUGGUGUUCCCCUCCGCAUCUCCGACCCCGUCGUCUCCUACCGUGAGACUCACAACCGUCUGUACAUGACUGCUGAGCCCAUUGAUGAGGAGGUUUCCCUCGCCAUCGAGUCCGGCAAGAUCUCCCCCAAGGACGAUUUCAAGGCCCGUGCCCGUGUCAUGGCUGAUGAGUACGGCUGGGAUGUCACCGAUGCCCGUAAGAUUUGGUGCUUCGGUCCCGACACCACCGGUGCCAACUUGCUGGUUGACCAGACCAAGGCCGUUCAGUACCUGAACGAAAUCAAGGAUUCCGUCGUCUCCGGUUUCCAGUGGGCCACCCGUGAGGGUCCCGUUGCUGAGGAGCCCAUGCGUUCCGUCCGCUGGAACAUCCUCGAUGUUACCCUCCACGCUGAUGCCAUUCACCGUGGUGGUGGCCAGCUUAUCCCCACUGCCCGCCGUGUCCUGUACGCCGCUGCCAUGCUAGCUGACCCCGGUCUUCUCGAGCCCAUCUUCAAUGUCGAGAUCCAGGUCCCCGAGCAGGCUAUGGGUGGUAUCUACGGUGUCCUUACCCGCCGCCGUGGUCACGUCUACGCCGAGGAGCAGCGCCCCGGAACUCCUCUGUUCAACAUCAAGGCUUACCUGCCCGUCAACGAGUCCUUCGGUUUCCCCGCCGAUCUUCGCUCCGCCACUGGUGGCCAGGCCUUCCCCCAGUCCGUGUUCGAUCACUGGGCUAUCGUCCCUGGUGGCUCCCCUCUGGACCCCACCACCAAGCCCGGCCAGAUCAUCACCGAGAUGCGCAAGCGCAAGGGUCUCAAGGAGGUCGUUCCCGGCUACGAGAACUACUACGACCGACUGUAAAAAUGUCACGGCCGGCCAGAUUUCUCUUCUGCCAGUCAAAUGGAAUCUUUUUUUAUGAGAUUGAUGAAUUCAAUACAACUUCGCGGUUCAACCAAAAUUAUACUCCCGUAUCGAUACGGACUUGCUCCAGCUAUUGCCAACUCUAGAUA
Molecule: messenger RNA, 2633 nt
Organism: Penicillium maclennaniae
Lineage: Eukaryota; Fungi; Ascomycota; Eurotiomycetes; Eurotiales; Aspergillaceae
Product: elongation factor 2
Exons: 5
Coding region: 1-2484 (827 amino acids)
Biological process (GO): translational elongation
Cellular component (GO): cytosol; ribonucleoprotein complex
Molecular function (GO): GTPase activity; translation elongation factor activity; ribosome binding
Source: RefSeq, a predicted model, not a curated record